This is a messenger RNA of Suillus subalutaceus, 1077 nucleotides long. RefSeq lists its product as uncharacterized. The transcript has 8 exons. Lineage: Eukaryota; Fungi; Basidiomycota; Agaricomycetes; Boletales; Suillaceae. The coding region runs from base 1 to 1077 and encodes 358 amino acids. The record is from RefSeq and is a predicted model, not a curated record.
AUGCCCAUCCUUGUCAAUGGCUACUUGGCGUGGAGACAUGGAGCACCAACCAUUGAUGACAAUACCAUGAUGUGCAAUAUAUUCCAUGUUGAUGCCGUUGGAAUUUCCGGUGAGCAACCUAAUGAGUCAAUCUUGUCACCAGCCCAGCUCCAUGCGAUGGAUGGCAAUUUCUCUGCAAAGCGAUUGGACGGCUCAGGAUCAGCUGAUACGCGACUAUUUCAGAGCCAAUAUUCUAUUUCCGAGGCCGAGGUAGACCAAUUCAAGGAUGACAUUCAACGUCGAACUACAAUAUUGAGUGCUUGCACAGAGAACUGGACUGCAGCCAAAGCUGUGGAUGACAAUACAAUUACUGUGCUUAUUGAGUGUGUAGCUGAGAUGAAGCAUAGUGGUGAACUACUGCUUGAUGUCUGUGGUGCGGAUCAGGCUAUCGGACACGACAUCGCAUGCUCAUCUCGCAAAACAAUUGCGACAAGCUCUAUUGGAGCCAAGGCAGCUGACCUAAAUCUACAGGUUGUUCUUCAAAAUCACCCUCUAUAUCUCAAUGGCCUAGGACUUGAAGACCUCGAGACUUGUGAACAUAUCUUCACCAGUUCAAACAGUGCUGCAGUCUUGAUCAGACAUGCAUCAUACUUCCAUUGGAUGCAGUUCCUUGACCUCCACUUCGAUCAGUGGGACAUGGACAGGUACUUCAUCAUCAAGACCAACACACCUGUCCUCGAGGACUUCAAGCAGCUCCAUAAUCUUAUGGAUGCGGACUUCAUAAGUUGGUGCAAUGAGGAUCAUGAUUACCUCAGCAAGGUUGCUACAGAACCUACUUCAGAUGCAAUCACAGUGGCUUACGUUGAACAGCUUGAGAAGCUUCAAUAUGCGGAGUUUAGCAAUGUAUGGUCAUCUCACUUCUGUACCUUUCUGACGUACACUCCUGCAAAUUUUACUCACACUGCUGGGCUCAAUGCCGCUGCUCGCAACAAUUCCAGAGCAUUCGAAUCUGAACAUACAUCUGCGCUAUGCAAAUAUGAGCUGCAACUGAAUGUUGUUGAAGACUUUGAGCGUCGUCACAGCAUUAUGGAGCGGUGA